AUGGUGAACGGCGAGUUUGAACUGUUCAAGUUUGAGAAGCACAAGCACGAAGCUCCCCUGAUAACUCCGAACGGCGAGAGAGUCAAGUAUCGGCAAGACGGAGCUUGCCCCCGACAUCCAGAUAUUCAACUGAGGGAGAAAAAGGGAAUGCUUAGAAAGAAAUGGAACCAACUUCUCCCUCACUGCCCGCGCUGUCAGCAUGAAUGGGAGCUUGAAAUACAAAAAAAUAAUGGGAACAAGAGCCAGGUAUCUGCCCGAGAUGGCGAAAAUGUCUCUGAAACAGAUGCUACCGCCAAGACGGGCGAUGCCUCUGCGAAGCUUGAUCCAACAGCGACAAGGGAAGAAACGUCAAAUCCAGAACCCGAGCCUGAGCCUGUGAACGAAUCCCCUAAAGAUAUCGUCUCUCUCGCGGAGGUGGAGACGUCGAUUGACAGCGCAGCAAGUGAUAUCCAUAUCAACACUGCAUUUUCAGAAAGAGCUUCAAUCAUUUUGGAUGCUAUGGCACAACAUGCAAACGAGCAAACGAGCAAACCAUCCUUGAGAAGGGAUGUGACGGCAUCAAAAUUUGGCGGGAUUUAG
Messenger RNA from Seminavis robusta, 579 nucleotides. NCBI's taxonomy places the organism in Eukaryota, Bacillariophyta, Bacillariophyceae, Naviculales, Naviculaceae. The record is from the annotation of a GenBank genome assembly.